AUGCGUCGCCCGCAGCAGCAGGUGCCAGGCACCGCGCCGCUGGCCGUGCUUCUGGCGGCCGCUGGCUGCGUCGCCCUGGCCGCCGCUGGGCCGCCCAGGCUGCAGGAUGUGUGCUCCCGCCAGCAGGGCAACGUCAGCUGCACCUGCUCCCAGCAGCACCCGGAGAUCGACGUGGUGUCUAACGAUACGGGUUUCCUGUCGGGUGCGUAUAUGAUCACGAUCGAGAACUGCUCUGUGGUGAAACUUGGGGCGCACACACUGGAGAAGGCAGCUGGACUCCAGAAGCUCAGGGUGCUGAAUGUGUCACACCUGGAGCUGGAAUCGAUACUCCCCAAAUCGCUCAGGGAGCUCGUCCUCUCAGGCAUCGACGAGCUCGCCUCCAUCCCAGUGGCCAUAUUUCAGGAAAUUGAGAACAUGGAGACGUUAAUCACACAAGACGUCGCAUUUAAAGAGCUGGAAUCUCAUUUCCUUAACGGGAUAACACUGAAUUAUACGGAAAUAGCAGGAUGCCGGUUUCCGAACCUCAGCAGCGAUUCGUUGUACAUUGAGAGCCUGCAGGUGGUGGUGAAGAGCAACAAAUUCGCCAGCCUGGGCGCACGCGCCCUGACGGUGCAGUCAGAGGACGCUACCGUGUCGGAUAACACCUUCGCGGCCCUGGCCAGCGGCAGCAUACGGUGGCACCACUGGUCCCAGGGAGGAAAGUCGAGGCUGUCGUUUCAGAGGAACACGAUCCAGGCGCUGGAGACGGGCGCGCUGUCCGGACUGAGAGCCAGCGAGAGCUCGACGUCGAUCUCCGACAACGUGCUGCUGUGCCUUGCUGAAGAGUACGAGAGGUGCAGGGAGCUGGCCGUCUCCGACGACCUGCGAGUGUGUGACGCCGAGGACGUGUGUCCCUACCGGAAGAGGACCGGCGUGACGGAGGCGCUGGCCAAGGCGCGCGGCUGCGCUGCAGGCAGCCCGCUGUCUGCAGAGCAGUGCGCCGUGCUCGCGGUGGGCAACAAACCCUCUGGGGCGGCCUGUCUGCACGCUCCAUCCUCCGUGGUCGGCGUCGCCGCUGCCAUCGCUCUGCUGGCGACCACCUGGUUCACCGUCUAGCAGCCUACGCUCGAUGCACGCCCGGAAGGCCAACUAUACUAACAGACGCACAGUGUCUCGCUUUAACCGUGAAGGACGGUGCAACAAGUAACGAUGAUUUGACGUUAAUAAAUUUAUUGAGACCAAGACGACUUUACCAUGAAGUAAAAGGUGCACAUUCCAAUAAUUGUUUUCUGAAUAACACAAUUCAAAACGUGGGCCAAAACCGUCAUUUUUCCUUACGUUGGGUUUCACAACCGUUAGGAAUUUCGCUGAGGUUGAAACCAUUUUUGUGCCAGGGUUUUCGUCAGAGGUUGAGAAUAUAUUAUUGAUCUCUUUCGGCUGUUGCGCUAUUGUCAAGUGAUAUCUGAAAUAUGAGAAACAGACCUCGACUGUAUUCAGAUGCAGAUUAUCAUGUACAUUAAAAUAUUAUAACCAUAAAAAUAGAGGAAACAAAUCGUGAGGUAAACAUUAAUAUAUAUUUGAAGAAAUUCAUGUUACCGGCGUAAGCAGCUUUUAGUGACUACUGCUUUAUUGAAGUCUGGUUUCGGUAGGAAGGUCUAUUUCUAAGUCAAAGUCAAAAUAUGUUAAAAUAAAAACAACUUUACUAAAAAGAGCAGAAACAACCCUGGACAGUCUUUGGGACAGUCAUUUUGGUGAAUAUCAAGGUGGUUGUAGGAAGGGCAGAUCAUGUUCCGAACAACUAUUUAAUGCGAAGUCAGUCACACACCAUAGAUUACUGAACUCAAAAGAUAUUGCAGUAAUGGUUGCCGAUUUGAGAAAGGCCUUUCAUUUCGUUCACAAACUGUAACUAAAAUAGUUCAAGAAUUUGGCGUAUAGUCUGAAUUAGCAAAUCUAAUUUGUGAAACACUCACAGACACAAUAUUUAAAGAGAAAAUGUAUGGGAGGAAUAUCAUAAUCCUUCGAAACAAACACAAGUGUACGACAAGGAGAUGGGCUAUCCCCAAUUCUUUGUAACUGUAUAACUGUAUUCUAAAAAAAAAAAAAAAAAAAAAAAAAAAAGAAACAGUGGGAGUUCGGAUUGAAGAACUGAAUGAGUUUAAGAUUUCUAGAAUAAGGCUGGGAAGAGAAAACGAAAAUACUGGAAUAAACUAUCUUGAAUUUUGUAGAUGUCUUUCUGAAAAUGUGGCAUCUGCUGUCACACAAAAUAAUCUUUUAGAGGAAAUAGCCAGGAGAUUUGGCUUAUGAUUUAUUUAAGAAAAAUGAUUUUUUUUACAAACAUUAAAAAAAAUGCAAGCUGAGCAUUACGUAAAAAGUAUGUAGAAAAAAAAUUCAUAAAUUCUAAAGAAACAACUGACAGAGAGGCGUUUGGGGAAAAAAUACUGGAUGUGGAAGGAUUCCAAGGUAAAAGAGUGAAAAAGACUGGUCUCAUAUGGUCGGAAGACACGAUCAAAAAACAUAGUCAACACAUCAAGGAGUACUGAAAGAAAAGAAUAGAAUAAAAAUAAAUAAGGAACUGUUAUUGGCACGUGGUUCUUAGUUGGGCAUUCCAAGAAGGAGAAAGAAAGAAACAUCCUGGUAGGAGAGCUUAACACUUAAAAUGUCAUCAAGAGAAUUUACAUCAAAACCACCUGUACUACUGUCACAUAUAUUGCAGUAUUUCUUAAUGUUAGAGUUGUUGAGGGAUAAGUCGCACUGUUGUGACAGACCUGUGCGGAUAUGCAAUGUGCAGAACAUUUGACGGCAUUACCGAAGGUAUUUGUACGUCAUGGAAUUGUGACGGAGAAUAUGUGACAACAGUACGGAAGAUUUUGGUAUAAAUGUUCUUGACCAAGACGAGUGUUAAUUAGAAUAUGACGUUUCACGUCAGAACCUACCCUGUCCUAUGUUUUUAUUACAGUGUAUUCUUAUUUCGAGUAGAAAAUGGUAUUUCUAGGUAAAUUAGCUACCAACAAAGCAUUAUCAAUUUAAAAAAUCCUUAAAUUAUAAGAUGGAUUACUUCAAAUCUUAGGCCAUGUAAUUAAAACUUUACUUACAUUUAAAUGCGCAUCAAAGACAUUUCAGUAUAGUCCACUUACUUGUUUAGCCAAAAUGAAUAUGUGAAUUGUACCGAAACGCCUUUGAGGCGCACGUAAAUGUAACUGUGAUUACACGUCGUGAGUUUCAUUUAAUCUUACGUCCAGAAAAUUCUUCGUAUUUAUUUAAACGACACUUCUACGACCUGAAGUAUGUAAAAUAUUGGUUCCAUUGUAAUACGUGGGAACACGUCUACGAAUAUUAAAUUAUAUCAUAAACUUCAAUAUAACGAUCAGUAGGACGACAGCAGUAAUAUUCCUAAAUACAUUGUUUUAAAAUUGUGCAUAAACAUAUACAUAAAGCCAUCAGUAUAGUGCAGAUAUGACACGAAUGACUGCAUGUAUACUAGUAUGUUACUCACAGAUAAUAUUAGAGACAAGUUCAGAAUGUUAUUACGAUCUUGUACUGAGCAGAACAUGGUCACUUUGUUCUGACGUGACCAGUAAAAGACUGUUUAUGUAGUAAUGGCUGUGCGUGCAUUACUCGAGACACACAUUUUCAUAAGGUGAACGGCAGAUAAUAGUGUUCGACGUAUUUUCAACCAAAAGGAAAUCUAUUACAUUCUGUUAUGAAAGCCUUGGAAUUCUUAAAGUGAAGUUUUAUUUAACUUGUAGUUUAAAGUUCAAAAUUUGCAAAAUGAACAUUUGUCUAAAAAUAUGUUACAGAAAACUUCCAUACCCACUAUUAUGUGAAAAAAAUGUUUCCUACAAUUUAUAGAUACACUGUGCUCACGGAAUACAAGAAGGAAAGUUAUUGCAUUUUUAUUUCGUGUGAGUUGGGACUAUUUAUUUGUUGUUAGAAAGGUGCUUGUAUAUUAAAGUGAUGAGGACGUAUUAUCUUUGUUAUGUCAUGUUUGUUUUUGUAUUGUUUUUGUUAUAUAGUUCUGAUUUGUAAUGAAAUGUCUAGAAGGACCAAUGAAGUACCGAAAAAUUAA
This is a messenger RNA of Schistocerca americana (American grasshopper), 4045 nucleotides long. RefSeq lists its product as uncharacterized. Lineage: Eukaryota; Metazoa; Arthropoda; Insecta; Orthoptera; Acrididae. The transcript has 3 exons. The record is from RefSeq and is a predicted model, not a curated record. The coding region runs from base 1 to 1095 and encodes 364 amino acids.